Molecule: messenger RNA, 1715 nt
Organism: Colossoma macropomum (tambaqui)
Lineage: Eukaryota; Metazoa; Chordata; Actinopteri; Characiformes; Serrasalmidae
Gene: wdr83os
Product: WD repeat domain 83 opposite strand
Exons: 4
Coding region: 801-1121 (106 amino acids)
Biological process (GO): protein insertion into ER membrane
Cellular component (GO): endoplasmic reticulum membrane
Molecular function (GO): protein folding chaperone
Source: RefSeq, a predicted model, not a curated record
UAUAUAUAUAAAAUUCAAGCCUGACACUUUAUGAUAUGUGUGCAUAUGUUACCAUACAUCAGGUUUCCAUGUGGGUUUUGUCACCACAGUAACAUACUUUUACUACAUGAAGUGUUUAAAGGAAAUGUCAAUCGAUUUCCCCAAAAUUCUGCAUAAUUAAUUGGUUAAGCUGUAAACAGAGUCAUUCAGAGUGGUUUGCUGUGGGUUCGCUGCUGUUUUAGCCUCAUCAGCACUGCAUAUAAACAGGGCACUGAAACAUUGCUGAACAGUGCAGCACAGUUAAGAAGGGGGAAAACAAUCAUAAAAUAAAUAAAUAGAUAAAAAUGCAGUUUAAUGAGUUUAAUGAUUUUUUACCUAUCCUAAUUUAAUUUCUAAUUUGAUUUUUUAUUCAAUGAUUUUCUCCGUUGUUUUCCGUUGUUUUAAUCAUGUUUUUACUUUCUUCACUCAUUUAUUUUACUUUUCUAAACAUCUCUUUAUUCUCCGGCGCUGUGUUCUCCCAUUUAUGACAGCAGUGUAUAAAAGGUGCUAUAUAAAUAAACUUGCCUUGCCUUAAGGUUAUCAGUUUUGGGGCUUUUUAUACUUUUCACUUUUUCAACAAAUGAACCUCCAUCUUUCACACAGUCUGUCGUUCAUGUGGUUUGGAGACUUUUAUUUUGCCACAGAGCCGGAAGUCAGUCCGGUUCCCGCAGCUGAGCUCGGUGUCGGCUGUCGAGCUUCGUCCGUGCUGAGUUUCGGUCAGACCGGUUAAACCGCGCGGAUAAAGAGCGGAGGGUCCUGAAACAGCAGGGCGGAGGGGCAGAAUGAGCGCUAACAGCAUGGCGGACCCGCGGAGACAGAAUAAGAUAUUCCGCUACAAGCCCCCCAGCACAGACUCCAACCCCACGCUGGAGGACCCCACCCCAGACUACAUGAACCUGCUCGGCAUGAUCUUCAGCAUGUGUGGACUGAUGCUCAAGCUGAAGUGGUGCGCGUGGAUCGCCGUUUACUGCUCCUUCAUCAGUUUCGCCAACUCGCGCAGCUCCGAGGACACCAAGCAGAUGAUGAGCAGCUUCAUGCUGUCCAUAUCAGCCGUGGUGAUGUCGUACCUGCAGAACCCACAGCCCAUGUCACCGCCGUGGUAACGAAGGUCGCGACCCCGGACUGAGCCACAGCAGCAGAGAUGAGAGACAGAGAGACGCAGCAACACACAUUAUUAGGGAGAGAACUCUGUCCAUCUGGCCCGGGAGGGACAGUGAGACUGGCCAGCAGUGAAGCAUGACCACCUGACCUUUGACCGCUGUCUCUGGAGCCACUCGGAGUUCCUCUGGUCUCUCCGCGGCUCUGCGGAGAUCAGCUGAUAUUGUUAAUACACUGUAGAUGCUAAUAUAAAAUAAAUGCCAGUUUUUUAACGUGAACUCUGACGUUUCUUGUAUGGUGUCAUUUUCUGGAAGGUUAGUCAGCAGCUUCACUUCAGCCUUUAGAAUUUAGAGCUGACACUUUAAUCUUUCAGCUUUUUUAAAGGUAAUUAAAUUAUGCGGUCAGCUAUAUGAUUAAGUACGUUCAGUCACCGUUCUGUAUGGACGGGUUCAGAUCUGCACUGCUGACUUCUUUUUCUUUAAAGUGUGACAAAAACAGCAAAAAUGUAAAGGACUUUUUACAUUUUGCUGAAAAAGUCUGUACACAUCAAUAACUUUACAUCCAAUUAAAAUCAUAAUAAAACAUCUCCUACUCACAAA